This is a messenger RNA of Dicrocoelium dendriticum, 424 nucleotides long. The record is from the annotation of a GenBank genome assembly. NCBI's taxonomy places the organism in Eukaryota, Metazoa, Platyhelminthes, Trematoda, Plagiorchiida, Dicrocoeliidae.
GGCGUUUAUCCUUAUCUAGAUGACAUUCUCAUCGCGAGCUCUUCUGACGAGGAACAUCUUCAUCACUUCGACGCUCUCUUUCAACGCUUAACACAGCAUGGGGUUACCGUCAACCCCGAUAAAUGCGAGCUUGGCCAAAGCUCCAUCGACUUUCUUGGCCACCGCAUAUCCGCCUCUGGUAUCGAAGCUCUGCCAGACAAAAUCCAGGCACUGAAGGACUAUCCUGCUCCCAGUUCCUUCAAACAGUUACGUCGAUUCCUUGGCCUGGUCAACUAUUAUAGACGCUUUAUUCCUAACUGCGCGAGCAUUGUUCAACCAAUGACUGACUUGCUCCGCGGUAAACAACGGUCUUUUCAUUUUGCAGACGACGCUAGACUGUCUUUUGAGAAGCUCAAAGACGCUAUCUCCAACAUAGCGCUUCUCG